Messenger RNA from Blastomyces gilchristii SLH14081, 2575 nucleotides. Its product is annotated as U3 small nucleolar ribonucleoprotein Lcp5. The transcript has a single exon. Gene Ontology annotation, biological process: maturation of SSU-rRNA from tricistronic rRNA transcript (SSU-rRNA, 5.8S rRNA, LSU-rRNA). Lineage: Eukaryota; Fungi; Ascomycota; Eurotiomycetes; Onygenales; Ajellomycetaceae. Gene Ontology annotation, cellular component: nucleolus; small-subunit processome. Bases 498 to 1715 code for a protein of 405 amino acids. The record is from RefSeq and is a predicted model, not a curated record.
GAAUUGCGUAAUAAGGAAAUCCAUAUAUGAAACAGGCAAUGUAUCCUGUCGAAGUUGAAGUUUUGAGGGAGACAGCAUGUUAAGCUUGACUUCAAGUAGAAGUAAAAAUCUAUCGUUAGACAUUAAAUAGAGCGAAGUGUGCAUCAGCACUAGAGCUCUGACUCACGUCAUUUUUGCCACAACAGAGUCACCUGGGCCAGUUAAUAAUAAAUAAGCGAGCCAUGAACUUGCUAUUAAACACGAGCUUGAACCACGGACAGGCACGAUUCGUUGAAUGUUGUUGCUGGUGAUUAUCACGUGGAUAAGAUCUCCAGUCACGUGGUGGCGCUAUCCUAACCUUGGAAAAAAAAAUUGCCAAGAAAAAAACAAAAUCCCGAGCGCUCGAGCUGGUGGUAACUAACUACGAAAGAAUAACCAACUGCUAUACAGGUCUCGAAGGCGCUGGCAGCCCACUGGAGAUCGCUGGAAACGGAAUAUUGACCUGCUAUUAAAUUGCCAUGGCUAUCGACAUUGAGACACCAUCUGCUCCCGCGCAGUCCCUCUCAAGCUCAUUGGAAACCCUCACAACCAGCCUUUCAAGCGCACUUUCCUCUCUCCCAACCUCCGAGCCACACGGUGAUGUCCCGGUAAAUAAUGCGUCUAUAUUGCCCCCGCCCGAUGGCAUCUCACUUCUUGACACAAAGAACGAAAUAUUCCUUUCCUAUCUGCAAAAUCUAGUUUUUGUGGUGGUUCUACAACUGAGGAAUCUGUCCAAGAGUAGAUCGUCAGACAAAACGAAUGGCACAGGACAAGGGAGUGGCGAGGAUGCAUCCCUGCAUAAAAAUGCUGUGAAAAAAUUGACAGAGCUACGGCUAUUCUUAGAGCGUGGUGUGCGACCAUUGGAAGGCCGCCUAAAAUACCAGGUUGAUAAGGUGCUAAAGGCAGCAGAAGACGCAGAGAGAAAUCAACAAGACGCCGCAUCGAAGCCAAAGAAAUCCCGGAAGGGAACAACGGAACUGGGGGAAGGAAGUGAUGGUGGAAGCCGAAGCGAAAGCGAAACUGGAUCAGGAAGUGACUCUGACGGUUCUGAGGACAGCGAGGACGAAGACGAAGAUGUUAAUGAGUUGGCAUACCGACCUAACUUGGCCGCUUUUUCGCGUGGAACUCAAGAUCAGGAAAAGUCCAAAGCACCGAGUAGGAAAGACACUGGCGAUGGUAUCUAUCGGCCGCCAAAGAUAAAACCCACAGCGCUCCUCACUACGACACCGGAUAGCCGCGAGGAGAAACGUGGCCGCCGCACCGCCAAAUCCGCCGUCAUUGACGAAUUCGUCUCUGCUGAGAUGUCCAGCGCACCCACUGCAGAGCCUAGCAUUGGCACAACGAUCCGGGCUGGAGGAAGAACAAUGCGGUCCGAGCGGGAGAGAGCACAGGAACUUGAGCGACGAACGUAUGAAGAAGGCAACUUCGUGCGGUUGCCGAAGGAGAGUAAGAAGGAACGGGCGAAGCGUGGAGGGAACCGUCCUGGGGGCUAUGGCGGCGAAGAUUGGCGAAGCCUGGGUGAGGGGGCCGAUAGGAUCGAACGACUCACGCGGCGUGGUAGAGAGGGUGGCAGAAGCACUGUCCUGGAGAAGAGCCGGAAAAGACGGGCUACGGAGGAUGGGCCGCGGGGCGAUGGAAUCAAUAUAGGCGAGAAUUUCGAGAAGCGCCGCAAAAAGAUAGCGACAUGGAAGCGGUAAAGCUUACAUCUUGUCUAUCUAUUAUUUGAAUAUCUCUAUUUUUCUCGCAAGUGGAGCUGGUCUGUCUACGAUAAUAAUUGAGUAUCCACUUGCAUGCUCUGGGUCCUAAAUAGGCGUUUUCCGGACGCUGCUUAAAUCACAACAUAACCCAUCUGUGCUGAAACCGCAGAUUGGUCAUCCCCCACUCUUCACGCGGCGCUCAUGAAUGGCUGAUUCACACCAUGGUGUAUGGAUAAUGAGAGAUGGCAGUGACUUUGUGAGGCGGUUGCUGUCUAAGCAAUCAAGAUUAAAGACGAGCCAUAGGUGGAACCAGGGCGAGGAUAUUUCAAUGGUUAGUUGUGUUCUCCGCUACGAGUCAUAUGUAGGAGCGUAAUUAAUAGAUCUCUCGUCAUGUGUUUCCGCGGUUUGCUGGCUUCCCUAUUUCCCACCAGUCUUCUCGCUACUUCACUGACAUCCGGUUCUCCUGACGUGAAAUCUAUAUGGCUCGUUAAUUCUGGGCCUCUGUCGCAAAUUCUUGUAGACUCGCUUUCAGCGCGGGUGUUAUCUCUCGUGGGGUUUGUCACAAAUUAAGGUUAACUAUUAAGGUUAUCUGGUGGGUCCGUAGGGCUGGCCAGGAUUUCCUAAUACAGAAAGUGUGGGUCAGGAGCAAUGACGUCAUCUACCAAAUUACACGUACCCGUAAGGUCAGAAACGCGGAUGUUACUAUACCAAUCUACCCAGUAUCUGUUGCCAUUCUCCGUUCAUAUAAUGUAUAUAGUUUCCCACAAUGGAAGACCCAGGUAAGGCAUUUCGUUUCUCUCAACUCGCCAAACAGCUCCCGUUUCUAAACAAGCCUUCUCGAUUCUUCAACAGUGGCUGAG